Mugil cephalus (flathead mullet) is the source of this 2493-nucleotide messenger RNA. Its product is annotated as RNA-binding protein 39-like. Gene Ontology annotation, cellular component: nucleus. Gene Ontology annotation, biological process: mRNA processing. Gene Ontology annotation, molecular function: RNA binding. The record is from RefSeq and is a predicted model, not a curated record. The transcript has 15 exons. Lineage: Eukaryota; Metazoa; Chordata; Actinopteri; Mugiliformes; Mugilidae. Bases 557 to 2053 code for a protein of 498 amino acids.
AUCGAUAUGGCUGACGAUUUUGACGUUGAGGCCAUGCUGGAGGCUCCAUACAGAAAGACUUCCCUAAUGAUAUCUCACCUCUACUCCCAUGAAUUCAUCUUUGAUUCCACUGUGAACUGUGAAAAAAAGGAAGGGCAAGAUGUGUGACAGAGGUGGCAUCGAGCUCUUACAGUCCAAGAACGAAAGUGGGUGAAGAUCACUGGACUGACACCAACCACAAAGGAUCUCUUUUAGUGGCCAUGGGCCAUAUGAGGUCACAUGAUUAGGCACAAAUAGUGGCAUUGGUACGACCUUUAUAGACGGGGAAUGGUGGAGAUGACCUGACUGUUAUCAAAGCUUCCUGAACUCAGCUAAUAUGUUGGACACUACUCUCCCUUAACUUUGCUUUGUUGCAUUAAGUACUAAGCAGCCUUGUAAAGAAAAGAAAUGGGAAGCUAUUGGGGUAGUGGAAGGACACUGUCCAGCCAUGACAGUAGGAAGUUUGUAUUAUUAUUAAUUAUAUAUAUUCUGCAUUUUCUCUUGUCCCACCCCAUCCCCUUUACCUUGACGACUUGAAAUGUUUCAUCUACGUCCUCAUGAUGUUCUUCUAUCAACCUUGCUUAGGAUGAGAACAAGUCCUCUCAUGCAAAUGGACACGAUGACCAGGGCAAGAAGUAAAAAAAGGAGGAGUCGAAGCAAGAGCCGGAGCCCUGGCUCUAGGAAGAGAAGAAGCAGGAGUAAAGACAAAAAGAAGAGCAAGAAGAGGAGCAAGAGCAGAGAAAGAAAACGCAGCCGCAGCAGAGAGCGCCAUCGUAGCCGCUCUCGGAGCAAGGACCGAUCUGGGCGGUACAGAGCACGCAAGAGCCCCGUCCGGAAACGCUCUAAAAGUCGAAGCCCUUUCAAAAAAGAAAAGAGUCCCAUCCGGCAACCGAUUGACAAUCUUACACCAGAGGAGAGGGAUGCGCGCACAGUUUUUUGUAUGCAGCUCGCUGCGAGAAUCAGAGCUCGAGACCUGGAAGAUUUCUUCUCAGCCGUCGGAAAGGUCAGAGAUGUGAGAAUGAUCUCAGACAGAAACUCCCGGAGAUCGAAGGGCAUCGCUUACAUUGAGUUUGUGGAGGCUUCUUCUGUACCUCUGGCCAUUGGUCUGACUGGACAGAGGCUUUUAGGAGUGCCCAUCAUCGUCCAGGCCUCUCAGGCAGAGAAAAAUAGAGCUGCAGCUGCUGCCAACAAUCUCCAGAAGGGCAGUUCUGGUCCGAUGCGGCUGUAUGUGGGUUCCCUUCACUUCAAUAUUACUGAAGAAAUGCUUCGAGGCAUCUUUGAGCCUUUCGGAAAGAUUGAAGGAAUUCAGCUCAUGAUGGACAGCGAGACUGGUCGAUCCAAAGGAUAUGGAUUCAUAUCGUUUGCAGAUGCAGAAUGUGCAAAAAAGGCACUAGAGCAGCUGAACGGCUUCGAGUUGGCCGGGCGUCCGAUGAAGGUGGGGCACGUUACAGAGCGCUCGGACUCGUCGACAGCCAGCUCGUUCCUGGAUAACGACGAACUGGAGAGGACUGGAAUCGACCUGGGCACCACAGGACGUCUGCAGCUGAUGGCUCGGCUAGCAGAAGGAACUGGUCUGAAGAUCCCUCCUGCUGCUCAGCAGGCUCUACAGAUGACUGGCUCCAUACCCUUUGGGAACAUCGCCGCUCCAGCAGCUGUUCCUGCUCCAGCUCCGACCCAAGCUUUGAACCUCCCAUCACAACCACUGGCCACACACUGCCUUCAGCUGUCCAACCUGUUCAACCCACAAGCAGAAAAUGAUCCCAGCUGGGCCACAGAAAUCCAAGACGAUGUGAUUGACGAGUGCAACAAACAUGGAGGGAUCGUUCACAUUUACGUUGACAAGAACUCUGCUCAAGGUAACGUGUAUGUGAAGUGUCCCUCAAUACCAGCAGCGAUGGCGACUGUAAAUGCACUUCAUGGACGCUGGUUUGCUGGCAAAAUGAUAACCGCUGCCUAUGUUCCCUUACCCACCUACCACAACCUUUUCCCUGAUUCAGUAACGGCAAAGCAGCUUCUAAUGCCGGCACGUCGAUAGUCUGAGACAUGCCGCUUCUGAAAGUCAGUGUAAAUACAUUUGUUUGCAUUCAUGGAAAUGUCAUUGAACCAGACACAUUGAAGUUAGUUGGCUGUGUGUAAUAAAAGUGGCCUCAAGUUCACGUUGACCAUUGAAAAUUAGGAUUUUUUUCUUUAGUUGCUUUUCGAGGUUUUUGUGGGUUUGUGUUGUAAACUACCACGAGAAGUAAUCUGCAGGUAUCUAUUGGUCUGUAUGUUUUUUAAAUAUUCCUGUCUUAUCUGCUUGUUUAAAUCAGUUUUAGAUUUAAAAAGAAUUUCCAAGAGUUACAAAAAAAACGCAUUGGGGUUAAUGGGCCUCAAAUGCCAAAAGUAUAUCAAUGUCAACAAUAAUCCUUUGUAACUUUAUACAGCCAUAAUUUCAUUUUUUGUAUGAAGGCUCCCAAUAAACUUGGCAAAAUUUGA